Racocetra persica is the source of this 275-nucleotide messenger RNA. Lineage: Eukaryota; Fungi; Glomeromycota; Glomeromycetes; Diversisporales; Gigasporaceae. The record is from the annotation of a GenBank genome assembly.
AUGUCAGAUAAUGUUUCGAACGCUGUUCAAAAAUUAUGGACAUCAUAUUCAAAGAAUACACCACAAAGCCUUCAACUUAUUGAUGCUUAUUUAGUUUUUAUUCUCUUUUCUGGUGUUAUCCAAUUUGUGCAUUGUGUGCUUGUUGGAACCUACCCAUACAAUGCUUUUUUAGCAGGAUUUAUUUCUACCGUUGGUUCGUUUGUGUUGGCAGCUAAUUUACGGAUUCAAACUAAUCAGGACAACGCAGGCGAAUUCAAAACAAUAUCUCCAGAGAG